Molecule: messenger RNA, 717 nt
Organism: Loa loa (African eye worm)
Lineage: Eukaryota; Metazoa; Nematoda; Chromadorea; Rhabditida; Onchocercidae
Exons: 1
Source: RefSeq, a predicted model, not a curated record
AUGACAUGCAAUGUGACGUAUGAAGCGACACCAUUCCGGAAUAGACUUGCGCGUAGAACGUACUCAUCAAUACGUUGCUCACGUCAAACUCAACGAACGCAGCUAGAAAUUACUGGGAAUAGAAGUCUAAGUGAGCAACACGAACAACAGCAAUACAUGCAUCAAGGAUGUCAUACAAUUAGUGAAGAAUGUACUUCAACAGGUCAAUCAUUCAUGAGUCAAAAUAACGAACAAUGUGACGCAGGUGAUACCGGUUCGCGUAUUUUUUUGCGUGGACCGAUACAACUUCGUGAUUCACGUCGUAAAACAGCCGAACAGUGGCAAACCAGAAAGCAUUCUCUAACAAGUGAUGGGAAUUCUGUGGAAGAAAUACGAUGCGGUCAGAAAGUUAAAUUUUCACCAGCUAUUGAUGAUCGAUCAUUUCUUCGAAAUCUGAGGAAUACCGUGCAAAAUAAAGGAAGUCAUCAGAAUUCUACACUCAAACAACCAGAUUUCACUCUAGCUCAUCUUUUACCAUCUCUUUUCUCAUCAUCUAUGACUGGUCUGAAAUCAAAAAGUCGCAAUUUUGAAUCAAAUUCCGGUUCUGUUUGUCAUUCCGAUUCAUCUUAUCCGGCCAAUUCUUGUACUAGACCGAAGGAAUUGCAUUUAAAAUCUGCUGGAUUAUAUGAAAUCCGUGUAAAUAUACCUAAGCAAAAUCAAAACCCUUUAAAUAAGUCG